Molecule: messenger RNA, 666 nt
Organism: Epithele typhae
Lineage: Eukaryota; Fungi; Basidiomycota; Agaricomycetes; Polyporales; Epitheliaceae
Exons: 11
Coding region: 1-666 (221 amino acids)
Source: RefSeq, a predicted model, not a curated record
AUGUCCUCUCCCCCGAGCAUAGCAGCUCUUACCUCGGAUUAUGAUACAUUCAUAGCUGCUCGUCGCUGGGGAACGGCAUCUGUCAUCGUGGUCGCAUGGGAGCACAUCAUCACCUCAGGACGAGAGUUCAGACUAUUCUGCUUGGGUGUUCGGCUGCUCGAACUCCGCACGGACUUUCAGCCCAUGUCAUCCACACUAUUUCCCUCCCCAGGACUGCAAUCGUUCGGGUCAAGCGAUCCAAGUCUUGCUCGCUACGCAAUACCUCUUUUGGGCAGGUUGUACCGAGAACGGAGACACUCGCUCAAGACAGACGGAGGGGCCACUUUGGCUGAGGUCCUUCUUCGCGAUGGCACCGUAUACUUCAUCGCUCUGAUGCUGUUCAAUCUGCUCCACCUCCUUCUAACGCUCUACUCUAAGGGUAGCUCGCCUCUUAAGAGCGUCAGCUACGUCACAGGGUUCACCGACCCCGUCACCGCUAUCCUCAUUACUCGCUUUCUCUUCCACCUGCAAGCCGCUGCUCAGGGCACUACCCGCUCGAAAACGGGGAGUCACAUCUUCACCAGUAUUGCCUUCGAACGCGUAGCGGGUUCCCUUGGAGCGUCUCUAGACGCUGACGGGGACGACGACGAGGUGGCCGAAGAACUGCCCGUCGUUGUGCCCGAGUAG